Messenger RNA from Closterium sp. NIES-65, 816 nucleotides. The record is from the annotation of a GenBank genome assembly. NCBI's taxonomy places the organism in Eukaryota, Viridiplantae, Streptophyta, Zygnematophyceae, Desmidiales, Closteriaceae.
AUGACUAGUAGCGCCGGUGCCGCCCCGCCAUUCAGCAGCGCUGGAUACAGCGGCGGCAUUUCCCCCUCGCCUAGCGGGGGUGGCUCGCCUCUGGCUGGCGGAGACCUUUCCCGCGCGCCUGCCAGCGGAGACUAUUCCCCCGCGGCGGCCCGCCAAUCUUCCUGGAACGGUAUGAGUUUUCCGCCGGCCGCGAAUGACUAUGGGGCGCAAAGAACGACCACCCCCGUAGGUUCUCCUACUCCCCCGUUUGCGCCACCUGCCGCGCCAGCUGCCGCGCCCUGCGCCGCGCACCCUGUUACGCCAACAGCUGCUGCUACCGCCGUGCCAUUCGGCGCUGCAAGCGGCUCACCUGCCCCUCCUCCCCCUCCUCCUUCCGCUUCUCCUGCUCACCCUUCUGCCGCUGCUCCUGCUUUCGGCGGCGGCGGUGCUGCUGCUGCUCCUGCUGACAUCCCGGUGGCCCAGAGGGAGGAUGCAGCGGCCAGACAUCCCGGUGGCCCAGAGGGAGGAUGCAGCGGCCAGUCUGGAGACAUCCCGGUGGCACAGAGGGAGGAUGCAGUGGCAAGCUUGGAGUACGAGGCACAGGCGAGGCUCAGAGACCCGGUGUACGGCUGCGUGGGAGUCAUCUGCCUGCUGCAGAAAGAGAUGGUGGCCCUGCAGGAGCAGCUGAAGGACAUAGAGGCUUCUUCCCUCUCGUCCUCUCCCAAUGCAACACACAGCUCGACGAUUUCUGGUGACGGGGCCAUGUAUGGGAUUGAAUCAUCUGCUGCAGCAGUGCCCAGUGUGGGAGCAGCAAGAGAAGAGGGAGGCGAGUGUUGA